This is a messenger RNA of Aspergillus saccharolyticus JOP 1030-1, 3319 nucleotides long. It is a transcript of the gene atrR, whose product is annotated as transcription factor atrR. Gene Ontology annotation, biological process: DNA-templated transcription; regulation of DNA-templated transcription. The record is from RefSeq and is a predicted model, not a curated record. NCBI's taxonomy places the organism in Eukaryota, Fungi, Ascomycota, Eurotiomycetes, Eurotiales, Aspergillaceae. The transcript has 7 exons. Bases 375 to 3086 code for a protein of 903 amino acids. Gene Ontology annotation, molecular function: DNA binding; zinc ion binding; DNA-binding transcription factor activity, RNA polymerase II-specific.
GAACUAAAUUCCUCCCUCAUUCCAUCAACCGUUUUCCCUUGUCCUUCAGUUACUUGUUCCCUACGGCCGGUUCUUUUCGGCAUCUUUUUCCUUUUGUUAAAACUCCUUUGGCGCCUUUCCGUUCAAGUGAAGGCGCAUCCUUUCCACAUGAAAGCAGGCUCCUCAAUCGCUUCACCCUAGUCAUUCCUUAUCGCGAAAUCAACGGUUGGCUUGCAUUUGCAUUCCAUUGACGUCGUCGGGAAAGUAACCCCGCAUCCAGCCCAUUUUCGACUCGCCUCAAUCGAUACCCGCUCGGUCUAGAGACUCCACUACAUCAUAGAAGGUCGUCCUUAUACACUCAGAUCUUUUCCCACUAGCCUCGAUCUGCAACUGCAAUGGAUGGCAUUGGGGAUGGCCCUGAUGGCAUGGGCUUCGACAUGCCCAUGCUCAUGAACCAGCAGCACCAGUUUUUCGGCGGCUAUCCUCACGACACUUCGCCGAUCUCCUCCGCGCAUCACAAUGGGGCUUUUCAGGAAGAUGCCUCAAUGGGCAUGGGGGAUGAGACCAACGACGCCAAGAGAAGACGAAUCGCCAGGGCCUGCGAUAUGUGCAGAAAAAAGAAAAUCAAAUGCGAUGGCAAAAUGCCCAAAUGCUCCCACUGCAUCAACUACAAGACCGAUUGUGUCUUCACCCAGGUGGAAAAGAAGCGGAAUCCACCCAAAGGUGCCAAGUACAUUGAAGGUUUGGAAAACCGGUUAGGAAGGAUGGAAUCGCUACUACGCCUUUCGGGCUUGCUCUCGGAGGAAGAUGGAGGAAAGACCGACCUUGGGACCCUAGAACGACGUCUGGCCGAUCGAUCUUUGGCCAACGGUGGGCUGAAUCUCCCUAGAAGCCCAGGAAAAAUCAACACCUCAAACUCCAACAACCAAUCCCAACAAGCUUCCUCGCACCACUCUACCCCUCACAUUGAAUCUCAUUCGAGUCCGCAUACGGCCCCCACAUCCCCGGACUCGUCGAAGGGGUCUGAACCCGAAGUCGAGGGCUUGUCGGACAUGAUGUGCUCGCUCGUGACGAAUAAUUGUGGCGAGACAAGAUAUAUUGGUUCAUCGUCGGGAUUCUCAAUCUUCUCCCCGAAAGGCAUACAGUGGGUGAAUGAGAAGACGGGCGACUCUUCUUUCCAGGAUAUGAUCUCCUCGGCAUAUAUCGACGAUAACAAGUGGAUGUAUUGGAAGCCUGAAAUUUUUAGCGACAUAUUCGCCCGUCGGGUUUUCAAACCCUUGCCUCCGAAGGAAGAGGCACUGUCCUUAUUCCAGGACUUCUUUGCCAACUUCAAUUGCAUGUUUCCGCUUUUCCACGAACCGACUUUCAUGCAUCUAGUAGAGCGGCAAUAUUCCCGAGAUCCGUACGAAGGCUCUGGCUGGUGGGCGAGCAUCAAUGUUGUCCUAGCGAUCGCGCACAGGAUUCGAGUCAUGAAUAACUUAGUGCCACAAGAGGAGGAUAAAAAGGCUUGGCUCUAUCUCAAGAACGCAAUGGCCGUGCUGACUGAGCUCACCAUGCGAAAUACGGACUUGCUGAGCGUUCAGGCCUUGCUGGGAAUGUCACUCUUCUUACAAGGUACCCCCAACCCGCAACCGUCUUUCUUCCUUGUCGCGGCAGCAAUCCGGCUGUCCCACAGCAUAGGGCUGCAUAAACGCGGCUCGGGGUUUGGUUUAAAUCCCGUAGAGGUUGAACAGCGAAAGCGGGUAUUCUGGAUUGCUUAUUUGCUCGACAAAGAUCUAUGUCUCCGUUCCGGCCGCCCACCUGUCCAGGAUGACGAUGACAUGAAUGUUGAAUUACCAAGCGAAGAUCCUCCCGACAACAUUGGUAACGUACCACUAUCAGAUGGGAAGAGCAAGUUCAACCUUUUUCGGUCGAUGUGUCGUUUUGCUACUAUCGGAAGCCGCGUAUACAAGCGAUUAUACUCUGCCAAGGCCUCAAAACAGUCGGAUGGGGAGUUACUGAACACUAUUGGAGAGCUUGACAAAGAACUGGAGGAGUGGAAGGACAGUAUACCACUCGAUUUCCGGCCGGAGAAUGAGAUCAAGGCCACCCAUACGCCAUUGAUUCUACACGUUGUCGUUCUUCAUUUCGCUUACUACAAUUGCUUAACAACGAUCCACCGAAUGUCUGUCCAUCAUGGUUACUGGACAAGCCGUCUAUCCAACUAUGCCAUUCAGGGUCUCAAUGCACGGCCCUUGAACCCCAGGGUAUUCUUGUCGGCGGUUCUUUGCGUGACUGCUGCUCGGGCGUCCAUCAAUCUUAUCAAGUACAUCCCGCAAGGCGAUUUCGCCUGUGUCUGGUUGAUACUAUACUAUCCAGUCUCAGCACUAGUCACCCUGUUCGCUAAUAUCCUUCAAAAUCCCAACGAUGCGCGAGCGCGAUCGGAUGUGAAGCUGAUGAACGUGGUGGUCAAUUUCCUGUCGACGCUGGUUUCCGAUGAAUCAAACGGAAGUAUCAAACGCAUGCUCAGUCUCUGUGGGGAGUUUGAACGGAUCGCGCAGGUGGUCCUAGACAAGGCAGAAAGGGAGUCCCAUUCAAAGAAAAAGCGCAAGGCCACCUCCGAUGACCCUCAGAACGCGCAGCAACGAGAGACAUCAAACGGAAACCAAUCUCCUACGACCCCCGCCACGAGAUCAUCAGAUGCGCCCUCGUCUGCCAGAACAGCAGUGCCCCUUGCGUCGGCGUCCUUCCCAACGGCACAGAACAACCAGCCCACGGGCAGCGCACCGACUGCGGCGCGCAGCUUCGUUCCCGACCAAGCCUUCCCCACAGCCGGUGGCGGUCUGCCUCCGAAUCUUCAAGAAACUAUACAUAGCCUUACAGGUCUUGGCCCUGACUUUGAGAUGCUCAGCCCGCAUAAUCUGGACGGCGUGCGGUUCGGCGAGCAAGCGCCCUUCACGUCGACAACCGCCGACAACCCUCUCUCGUCCUUUCAACAACCAUUCGUUCCACAAGAUCUGUGGCAGAUGCCGAUGACCAUCGAAUGGGAUUGGGCCGACAUGUCGAACAAUUUCCCGGUCUUUGGUGAUACCAGCGGCCCCAAUGGCGGGCCUCCGAAUGAGUCGUGAUGGACGCCUACACAACACACGGGGCGAACGGGUCGCACAAGGGACGGGAAGGGAUGCGGAACGGGUACAUGCAUGCGUAACGACUACCUUUGAUUUGUCUUCUUUCUGAUUUAUUCUCAACGUUUACAUUCAUCUCAUACUGGAGUUCCACGGAGUCGCGAGGGAUAGGGCCGAAUUUGAUCCGAGACACAUACUCAGGGGAAGGGGGAGCUGUAGGACAUUGUGCUUCUGGA